AGUUUUGCUGCAAUCACCCGCCGCCCCAUCGUCGAAGACCAUCGGUAGAACCUUCGGCGUCCAAGGUCCUCUACGAUAUCUUCAGGUAGUCCAGUUUAAUUGCUGAGGACAUCUAUCCAUUCAAUAUCAAAGCAAUAGCAUGUCCGCCAUCGUCCCCCAGCUGCAUGAUGGAGUUCAAAUUCCGUAUACCUGAAGAUGCAAGGUUGCGGGCCCACAUUUCGCAACGUAGCAACCUCAAGCUGGUGAAGACUGUAAUGGACCAUUUCGACGAGCGGCAAAGGGAGGACUUCCGCAACUCCUCCCUCGAGUAUCUGGCCGAGAUUUCGGAUAUUCAAUUAUCUGCUCAACUCAUCCAGCAACUAGCGUUCAGAACCAUCCACACAAAUAAGCUCUACGAGCUAUGGUUUAGCGUGCAAGAGCACCUCACAAGAUUUGGUCUACAAGAGUACGCGCUUGUGACGGGGUUAAGACGCGGUUCAUUCCCAGAGGGUGCUGAAUACGAACGAGUGCUACAGAAGAGGAGGUUGAAAGAGAGGUACUUCAAAUCCAAUAACAAAAUUUCUUUGGCUCAACUCCAGUCUACUAUGGCCCGAUCUUCGAUGCCCCGAGCUGAUCGCUAUAAGCUAGGGCUGGUUCUAAUUCUCGAGGGAGUUUUCAAUGCUCCGGAUAAUAAUGUCGGUAUCCAUUUGCCUACACUAUCAAUCGUGGACAACCUUGCUAUAUUUUUUACCUACCCUUGGGGUAGGGUCGGAUAUAGGCGUCUAUUGCACGAAUUCCGGGGUACUUGGGCAAAAAAAUUCCAAAAGGUGAAGAAGAGGAAGGAGAAGGAGAUUAUUUACACGGCCACGACUUUCCCAUCGUCAUGUAGGUAUGACCAUUCGUUCUACUAUUGUAGCAUGCCUGAUUUUUCCCUGGUAGCGUCAUGCUUAGAAUCUUUCGAAAUUUAAUUUCUCUUUCUUGCUCCGACAAGUAUGGGCGUACGAGGUGCUUCCGGAGGUUGGGGAACGUUUUGCUGAGCGAGUAGGCGAACGACUGCCACGACUUUUUCGCUGGUCGGCACGGAAACAGCCACAGCAUCGUACGUACGAUGCAUUCUUCAAGAAUGUUAAGGUAUACAUAGAACACGAUCCCAAGUUCCUUUUCGAACGUUUCGGUACAAUCUUGUGCCUUCUAAUGUGAGUACUGCAACCUUGUUUUGUAGCUCCACGUGUUUGCAACACUGCAUCCCACCGAUGCUGAGGCUCAACAACCCUAUUUUUCGCUCUCAUGCCGUACGAUGAUCCUCCCGUUACGGUUCUGGAUAACAUUUCAAGGAUCGUUGUAGCGCCACAAUUUAACGCAUUGGGCGACGGCAGUCGCGGCGGUGGAUGAUAAGUGCAUUUUGUGCACUUAUUCGGACUAUAUAACUAGGCUUUUAUGUUGUCAAAUUAUUAAUUUUUAUCUAACUUGUGUUAAUUUUCUUUUGAUUUUAGUUAUGAACCCGUUUUGAAGCAAUUGGAAAAGAAAAUGAUCAAUUGGCCAUUGGAUGAAAGUUUGUAGACAAUGUCCCACACUUUACAAAUUGAAGGGCUCGUGUUGAACUAAAAAAGGAUAUGAAUAACACUAUCAAAUCAAUUCGAGGACUAAAGUACCUUAAUUCCAUGAAGAGAAGCCUUGGAAAAUAAAUUACAUUUAAUUGGGCAUAAGACCAAUUGGAAUUGGAAUAGAAACUGGGUUUGAUCAUUGAAGAAGUCGACUGAAAAAGUUGACCUAGGUGGAGAAUUAAAAAAGAGUGCCGAGGGCUUAAUUAAAGAGAUUGGGCGGCAGAAAAACAAGAGAAAAAGGCUGAAAUUGAUGACUGGUUGGGGCUAAAUUUAAGAAUUAUAUACGGACAGAUUGGAGGCCAAAAACUGGAGUGGUGGAAUUAAUAAUUAAACCAGCUGCUGGGAAUUAAUUGUUGGGUUGCAAAGUGAGUUGAAUUAUAUAUUUGUACAUCCACCGGAGGCCGACAAUUGAAGAGGGAAAACUGAUAAAAUCGGCCAGCUGUUGGGAAGAAUUAGUAGGAUGCAAAUUGAAUUAUAUAUUUAUAUAUACAUCCACAGCAGCUAAG
Olea europaea var. sylvestris is the source of this 2089-nucleotide messenger RNA. RefSeq lists its product as uncharacterized. The transcript has 3 exons. The record is from RefSeq and is a predicted model, not a curated record. Bases 165 to 947 code for a protein of 260 amino acids. NCBI's taxonomy places the organism in Eukaryota, Viridiplantae, Streptophyta, Magnoliopsida, Lamiales, Oleaceae.